Molecule: messenger RNA, 684 nt
Organism: Capsicum annuum
Lineage: Eukaryota; Viridiplantae; Streptophyta; Magnoliopsida; Solanales; Solanaceae
Exons: 3
Coding region: 1-684 (227 amino acids)
Source: RefSeq, a predicted model, not a curated record
AUGACUACUAGUUCUACGAGUACUGUUGGGGUUUUUGAAGAAUUCACUGUUUUCCCCACCCAUCUGUUCUAUAUUCUUCCUUCAGAUAAUUCGGGUACUCACUUAGUUUCUCCUCCCUUCGAUGGGAGUAGUUUUGUAAUAUGGCAGAAGAAUAUGUUGACUGCCUUAUCUGCCAAGAACAAACUGGGCAUAGUCAUAGGUAGCGUGCCCAAACCUGCCACUAAUUCACCCUACAUCUCGUUCUAUGAGUGGUGCAAUGAUAUGAUCAUUGUUUGGAUCACCAAUUCCUUGUCUCCUGACAUAGCAACAAGUGUCAUGUGUUUUGACACCGCGAAAGUCAUUUGGUCUGAUAUCAAUGAAAGAUUUGGCCAAUCAAAUGGUACAAAAUAUAUUCAAAUCCAGAAAGAAAUAAGUUCUACCACUCAACGCUCUUCCAGUAUUGCCAACUAUUUUACUAGGUUGCGCAACCUUUGGGAUGAACUUAACACUUCUUAUGUUGGUCCUGGCCCUUCUCUGAAGAAGCAGUUGGAAAUUGGUAAAGCUGCUAAUGGACUGUUUUACCUCAAUGUUGAUUCAUCUUCUCUUUCUAGCUUUACUUGUCCAGUCACUACUAGUAUUUUUGGUUCUUCCUUUACAUUCAGGUCAGAUAAUGCUCUUGAACUAGGUCUCAGUUCUAAUCUCUAA